This is a messenger RNA of Condylura cristata (star-nosed mole), 980 nucleotides long. RefSeq names its product ceroid-lipofuscinosis, neuronal 3 (gene CLN3). Gene Ontology annotation, biological process: lysosome organization; lysosomal lumen acidification. The record is from RefSeq and is a predicted model, not a curated record. Gene Ontology annotation, cellular component: lysosome; membrane. The annotation marks the transcript as partial. Lineage: Eukaryota; Metazoa; Chordata; Mammalia; Eulipotyphla; Talpidae. The transcript has 8 exons.
GCUGUGAUCUCCUGGUGGUCCUCCGGUACUGGGGGAGCAGGGCUCCUGGGGGCAUUGUCCUACCUGGGCCUCACCCAGGUCGGCCUCUCUCCCCAGCACACCCUGCUGUCCAUGCUGGGUAUCCCCGCCCUGAUGCUGGUCAGCUAUUUCUGGUUGCUCAUAUCUCCUGAGCUCCAGGAUCCUGGAGGGGAAGAUGAGGCAGAGACUGCCGCUCGGCAGCCCCUGAUGAAUGAGGCCCCAAAGUCAAAGCCAGGCCCCAGCUCAGACUUCUCCCCCCGGGAGAAGUGGAUUGUGUUCAAGGGCCUGCUGCGGUAUAUCAUCCCCUUGGUCCUGGUGUACUUUGCCGAGUAUUUCAUCAAUCAGGGGCUUUUUGAGCUCCUCUUCUUCCGGAACACGGCCCUGAGCCACGCUCAGCAGUACCGCUGGUACCAGAUGCUGUACCAGGCCGGCGUCUUCGCCUCCCGCUCUUCUCUCCGCUGUUGUCACAUCCGCUACACGUGGGUCCUGGCCCUGCUGCAGUGCCUCACUCUGGCCUUCCUUUUGGCGGACGUAUGUUUGAGCUUCCUGUCAAGCAUCUACUUCGUCUUCCUGAUCAUUCUGUUUGAAGGGCUCCUAGGGGGUGCAGCCUACGUGAAUACCUUCCACAACAUUUCCCUAGAGACCAGUCCCAAGCACCGGGAAUUCGCCAUGGCAGCUGCCUGUGUCUCCGAUACCUUGGGGAUCUCACUAUCAGGGCUCCUGGCCCUGCCUCUGCACGACUUCCUUUGCCACCUCACCUGACACUACAGAUCCUUGGGACACAGGACAUAUUGACCUGGGCAAUGGGCAGGCAGGCCACAGCUCCAGCUGAGCCCGGACCUCCCUGGCCUGCUGGUGUGAGCCAAUGGUGGCGUUGUUUCCCGUUCCUGCUGGCCUGGGGGUGCAAGGUAGGGGGUGGUGUUUCUUGGCAUUAUACCCUCAGAAUAAAUGCCUAUUUUAUC